Xiphophorus hellerii (green swordtail) is the source of this 2576-nucleotide messenger RNA. It is a transcript of the gene gpaa1, whose product is annotated as glycosylphosphatidylinositol anchor attachment 1. The record is from RefSeq and is a predicted model, not a curated record. Lineage: Eukaryota; Metazoa; Chordata; Actinopteri; Cyprinodontiformes; Poeciliidae. Gene Ontology annotation, biological process: attachment of GPI anchor to protein. Bases 152 to 1999 code for a protein of 615 amino acids. Gene Ontology annotation, cellular component: membrane; GPI-anchor transamidase complex. The transcript has 13 exons.
UUUUCUUAGCGGAAGUCGGUCCGCGGUAAAUACGUUCCCACUAAAACAAGGAAAUAGCAUCGACUUUUAACCAGCUGCUGCUCUUAUGAAACCUCGCCUCUGCAGGUGGAUGUGACCACUAUUCUGAGGACCCGGUGAAGGAAACGACAAGAUGGGACUGCUGUCUGAUCCCAACAGGAGACGGGCUUUGAUCAGUCUGUUGACCCGCCUCAAUGCUCCGAUCUGUGCACUUUGCUACUUUGCCGGUGUGUGCUGGUUUAUGGGGUUAGCGUUUGAGCCGUUCACGUUGCGGACAUAUAUGUCGGAGAAUGCCAUGGGAUCCACCAUGGUGGAGGAGCGCUUCCCUUCUGGAGAAAGAGCUCUGGCCACAGGCAAAGAGUUUGCUGCUCACAAGAAGAAAGUUGGUGGGAUGCCGGUGGAUUGGCUGGUGAAAACGAUGCAGGCUCGAGGGCUGGAGGUGUUCACCCAGAGCUUCUCUCGUACGCUGCCCUUUCCAGAUGAAAAUAAAGAGAGAUAUAUGGUGAAAGGUACAAACGUCUACGGGAUCCUUCGUGCCCCUCGAGCUCCACGAACUGAAGCUCUGGUGCUCAGUGCUCCUUGCAGCCCCGGCGACAACAACAACCAGGCUGUGGGCCUGCUGCUGGGCUUGGCUCACUACUUCCGCAGUCAGGUUUUUUGGGCCAAGGACAUUAUUUUCCUUGUGAACGAGCAUGACUUGAUUGGUAUGCAGGCCUGGUUGGAGAGCUACCACCACACCAACACUACAGGAAUGGACUGGUCUCCAUUACAAGGUCGCGGUGGUUCAAUCCAGGCUGCUCUGUCCUUGGAGCUCAGCAGUGACGUCAUCACCAGUUUGGACAUAAUACUGGAAGGCCUCAAUGGCCAGUUGCCAAACCUGGAUUUGGCAAACCUCUUCUAUGCUUUCUGCCAGAAGAUAGGAGUCCUCUGCACCAUCCAGGGCCGGCUGCAGAGGAACGACUGGGACAGCGUGUCAGGCUACAGCCAUGCCGUCCAGACCAUGAUGCUGAUGGUAAUGAAGCAGGCCAGCGGGCGGCCGUGGGGAGACCACGGUUUGUUCCUGCGCUACCACAUAGAGGCGGCCACCAUCAAGGGCAUCAACAGCUUCCGCCAGUACAAGACAGACGUCACCACCGUCGGCAGACUCCUGGAAGGAAUGUUUCGAAAACUGAAUAAUCUUCUGGAACGCCUUCACCAGUCCUACUUCUUCUACCUCAUGCCAUCACUUUCCCACUUUGUCUCCAUUGGAUACUAUAUGCCCGCCUUUGGCCUCCUUGCGAUCAUCCUGCUGCUCCGUGCCUUGGACCUUUGGGUGCAGCUUGUCAGUCCACCUGCCAUAGCAGCGGAUGGAGUUGGUGACAUCGCUCAGCAGUCCAGCCCUGGGGUUCUGUCAGUGUUGACUCCUCUGGUGAUCAGCCACCUGACCGGAGCGGCUCUGUACAUCCUCCCAACCCGUUUCCAGGAGAUCGCUGUCGAACACUUCCCGGUUUCUGAGACUGAAGCCGUCGUCCUCACAGUCAUUGCUGUUUACACAGCAGGCCUGGCUCUGCCUCAUAACACACACAGGUUGUUGUCGGGGGAGGGGACGGAGCAGGGCUGGAGGGUGCUGAAGCUAGUUGCUGUUCUUUACCUGGCUGUCCUACUGGGUUGCACUGCCCUCAUUAACUUCUCCCUGGGCUUCAUCCUGGCUCUCACCCUGGUGCCUGUGGCUGCUUUUGUUACACCCCACGUGCCAAAAACUUUGUCAGCUGUCGUCUUGGUGAUCCUCAGCCCAGCCUUCACGCUCCUCUUCUCUGUGUUUUUCUUCCAAGAGCUGGAGGAAAUGCCUGUUAGCUUCCAGGAUGGCUGGCUGUUGUACCUGUCGGUUAUUUCGCAGGGAAUCCUGGACCACUACUUGUACGGUUCUCUGGUAUACCCACUGAUCGCCUUGAUGGUUUAUCCGUGCUGGCUGCUUUUCUGGAACAUCCUUUUCUGGAAGUAGUCUGCAAGUCUGCUGCAGGCUUCAACACUUUGGGAUGAUCUCAGGUUUACUUGAUUUUGGGGAAAUGCAAAAAACAAAUGCUUAGAUCCACUGGAGAGUUAAACAAGGACAUUUACAUUGCGAGAAACAAAUGACUCUGUGUUUUUUGUUGGUUUGACAUUUUUACUCCAAGUUUGUAUUUCAUCUUCCAGAGACUGCAGCCAUUUUCUGGCCAUCUUGAACAUUUUAAGCGGUGCAUAAAGUGGUUUGUACUUCACAUAACUUUUAACAGUUGUCAGGGAGGGGGACAUGUAAUAGUGGACAUGAAUACAAUUUUUCUUUGGUAAGGAAAGUUGAUUUCUUUUUUAAUAGUUUGGUUUGUGCUACUUGAAGAAAAGACUGCACUGUUGUUUUUAAAAACUGCUUGAGGGACAGGAUGGUAAAGAUAUUAGCCUGAUCAUUAUUAUGACGCUAUUAGUGGAUAAGCUGUUAAGCGAGCUGCCACCAAUAUUUUUCUACUUGUUUUUGUCAUUUUUGCUUAGUGAGACGUGUUUGUUUCGUAUUUAUAACUCACAACGUUAAAUAUGUUUAAAACCGA